GGCGGCAGCGGCAGUAGCAGCAGCGACCCGGUGGGGGGGCGGUCUUGGGCCGGGCCAGGCGCUGCGGCGGUUUCCCCCCCACCCACCUCAGCGGCCUGCGGCUUGCUCCGGGCCUGCGGCGGCGCGAGCCCGUUGUUGUUGUCGGCGGCCGGGCCUCGCGGCCGGGCCUGGCUCGGCGGCGCCAUGAGCUCGGGCACCCCCUACAUCGGCAGCAAGAUCAGCCUCAUCUCCAAGGCGCAGAUCCGCUACGAGGGCAUCCUCUACACCAUCGACACCGAGAACUCCACCGUGGCGCUGGCCAAGGUGCGGUCCUUUGGUACUGAAGAUCGGCCUACAGAUAGACCUGCGCCUCCAAGAGAAGAGAUAUAUGAAUACAUUAUUUUCCGGGGAAGUGACAUCAAAGAUAUCACAGUGUGUGAACCUCCAAAAGCUCAACACACUCUGCCACAAGAUCCUGCCAUUGUCCAAUCAUCAUUGGGCUCUGCUUCUACAUCAUCUUUUCAGCCACAUGUGCCUUACAGUCCCUUCAGAGGUAUGCCACCCUACAGCCAGCUUGCUGCCAGCUCUUUACUGAGUCAACAAUAUGCAGCUUCUUUAGGCUUAGAGAAGUUGGUAAGCCCUCCAGCAUCAGCAGCUGCUUCCAGCCCUAGUUCUUCUCCGUCUCCACAGCCUGUUUCAGAGCCUGACAUGUCUUCAGAGUCACAUCAGCUCUCUUCCAAGGGUGCUAGUUUCCCAUCUCUUCACCCAGUACGCAAGAGCCCCAUGGUGGAACAGGCUGUUCAAACUGGUCCCAUUGAUAACAUGAAUUCACAAAAGCCACCCCCAGCAAAAGUAGUUCCAGGGAUCCAACGUAAUGGGCGGCAGAUUCCACAAAGCACCAAGACAAAUGAUACAGUACAGCCAACACCUGUGCAAACUCAAGGUCAGGUGAAUGAUGAAAACCGAAGACCACAAAGGAGGAGAUCAGGAAACAGGAGAACCAGAAAUCGUUCUAGAGGACAAAACAGACCAACCACUGUGAAGGAAAAUACUAUAAAAUUUGAAGGUGAUUUUGAUUUUGAAAGUGCAAAUGCACAGUUCAACAGAGAGGAACUUGACAAGGAAUUUAAGAAGAAACUGAACUUUAAAGAUGACAAAGCUGAUACAGGGGAAGAAAAGGUGGAUCCUGGAGUGGCAACUCAGAAUAAUGAUGGCAAUGCAGAUGAGGAGCUCCUAGGACCCAAUUGCUAUUAUGAUAAAUCAAAGUCUUUCUUUGACAACAUCUCUUCAGAACUGAAAUCCAGUUCCAGGCGUACAACAUGGGCUGAAGAAAGGAAGCUCAAUACUGAGACUUUUGGGGUAUCUGGUCGGUUUCUUCGUGGACGCAGCUUUCGUGGUGGAUUUCGAGGUGGAAGGGGUAGUGGAGCAGCACGGCGAAACCAAACCACUCACAGAGCUGGUACUGGAAGAGUGUAACUAUGGAGGCUCUAACACGUUCCACCAUGAGGGUGAUCCUUUUGUAUAUAGGAAGAAUACAACAAACUGCUGCACUAAUGUGGGAUAAUGGUUCAUCUUGUUUACUGUCUGAAAUCCAGCGACGGAACUUCAUAUACUACUGCUUGUAUUUUGGACUUCAACUUACUUUGGACCAGCAUCUAGCAGCUGGCAUCUUUUUGGAAGAGGGAAUGUGUUCAGGGGUAUCUUCUUCAGGGCAUCUUUUUUAUUUUUAUUUUUUUAAGCGCAGGUUGACUUGCGAUAUGGCUCUUUCUGGACUCCAAAGCUAUUGUAGUCUAAACAACAUAAAGCAAAACUCCCUUUCUGUACCCAAAAGGAGACUAUCAUGCUCUUUUAACUCUUUAAAACGGAACCAAAGCUCACCAAAAUAAACCAGCUAAUGUUUUUUGUUCUGAGUAACCAAAUUGGUGCUUUGCUGGUCUCUUGCUGUGAAGGCAGCACGUGGAGUAGCACUUGGUAUCUGGAAGAGUGGAUUCCUAGUGCUUGGUUAUGUAUAGUGUGACUGGGAAUACUGGAUUGCUGAUCAUGUAGUGGUGUGAAGAGCUGUGCAGCUAUCUGCAAGUCCAGUACUACUUCAGAGGUACCACAUGCUUCCAUGGAAUGGUACUGGCCAGCCAGCUGCCACCAGUUCCUUUUUAAAGGUACUGGUGCUGUGCACUCUUUGGAAGAGCCCAAAAGCUGCUUAAUUGGCCGUGGUCCAUAUAGGGAAGGUGCCUUGCUGCAUACCCUAGCUUGACCAAGAAGGGGGGUGGGGGAGUACUUGGGGCAGCAAGCAGUUUUCCUAUAUUUGGUGGUAGCUGAUUAUUUAGUUACUUAUUUCUGCAGUAGCUUAAUAAGACUAAGCUACUGAAAAGGUGGAGAAACCUCUAAAAAAGGAGCUGAGGAAGGCUUCAUUUGCCACAACAGUACCUUUUUCAGUAACUGGUGCGUACUGCAGAUGGCUUCUGCAUGCUAGUACUGAGUGGUGAAACACUAUGAAACAUUGCUUUCAUUUAAACUAGGAAAGGGAAGCCCAUAUAAUUUAGCUUAAUGGACAGGCAUGUUUAAUUUUGUUUCCUCUAAACCUCCCUCCCCCCCCCAACUUGUAUAUAGUUGUUUUUUGUUUGUUUUAAGAGUUGUGUAUGGGGGGCUGGGUGGGAGGGUUAAACUCAUUUGCAUGACUAAGUGAGCUACGCUGUUAGGCAUGUGUCCCUUUUUGGUUGAUGGGGGAAUUUUUGUUGAAAAAGCACCUUGAUAAUGGAACCCCUUUACAUCGCUAGAAUUUUAGUUUACGCAUUGACUAAGUUUACUGUAAAAGCUUGGAUUUAUUUUUGUAGGACUUAAUUGCUCAGAAUUAGAAAAUUAGCAGUGGGGCUUUCUAUGGAGUAAUGUACACUUGUAAUUACAAUAAACAUAUAAAUGUUUAA
Alligator mississippiensis (American alligator) is the source of this 2900-nucleotide messenger RNA. RefSeq names its product LSM family member 14B (gene LSM14B). Lineage: Eukaryota; Metazoa; Chordata; Crocodylia; Alligatoridae. The transcript is spliced from 10 exons. The record is from RefSeq and is a predicted model, not a curated record. Gene Ontology annotation, molecular function: mRNA binding. The coding region runs from base 184 to 1455 and encodes 423 amino acids.